Dermacentor albipictus is the source of this 7363-nucleotide messenger RNA. Its product is annotated as mothers against decapentaplegic homolog 6-like. The record is from RefSeq and is a predicted model, not a curated record. Gene Ontology annotation, cellular component: heteromeric SMAD protein complex. Gene Ontology annotation, molecular function: transcription regulator inhibitor activity; I-SMAD binding. Lineage: Eukaryota; Metazoa; Arthropoda; Arachnida; Ixodida; Ixodidae. Gene Ontology annotation, biological process: regulation of transcription by RNA polymerase II; anatomical structure morphogenesis; transforming growth factor beta receptor signaling pathway.
GUUGCCGUGCAAGCAGCGCCCGUUCGGCCAGCUUCCUUCCACGGCGAUCGCGGUGCUAGGUCGCCCAAGAGCGCCGCCGCCGUGCAUAGAGCCGGACUCGAAGAAGCAAGGCCGGCCCGGAGUCCGAACUCUGAACCCGGGCGAGGAGGAGGAGCAGCAGCAGAAAACGGUGCUUUGACCUCGGCGCCGCUUCGAGCCGUCGCCGACGGGGGCGCGACUGCGGCGGCAGCCGAGGGCGAGGAGGGUUCGCCGGCGCCAGCGGGGCCCCAGCAGACGCGCCAGUCGGCCUCUUGCUAUGCGCCGAGUGCUGUUGUGGGACGACUGGAUCUACCGUGUGGGGGCGCCGCGCGUCGUCGUCGCAGUAGUCAUGGCCGCCGAGCAGCAGCAGCAGAAGCGUGUCUCAUCGGCAGUUGCGGGCCCGUGCUCUAGCGCCGGUCGUGUUUAGCAGUGCGGCCCGGCGGCAGCAGUGUGCAGCAGUGGCGACCGUGUGCAUGUGGCGCGGUGCUCGCGGGCGGCCGUCGAGCCCCAGAGCCGCCGCCAUGGGGGCCGGCGGGGCCGCACUGGGGCGGCGGCGACAGCGGCAGCGGUGAGCAGCGCGUCCCGCUCGGCGGCCUGUAUGCCACGGCGAGCUGGGACACCUCGGCGCUAUGGUGUGCGUUCAUGUUCGCCAGUAAGCGGUGCAAAUUGGUGAAACGCCUGUGGGAAGAAAGCGCCAAACUGGUAAAGUCGUACUACGCGUCGUCGCAGCCGCCGCUGUGCGCGGCGGCAUCGCCGACGGUCAACUAUGAAGCCUUCUGUUCGCUGGAGGACCGCAAGGCCGUCGAGACGAUGCUGAAGCAUCUGUGCGUACCGCAGCUGCAGACGAUGCUGCAGGCGGUGCAGACCAAGGGACGUGAUGGCUGUGGUUGCCUGCUGUUGCCACACCACGACGUCAAGCUGCUGCACGAGGUUGUGGCGCCGCACGUGCUCUGCUGCCGACUCUGGCGCUGGCCCCAGCUCCGGCACCACUACGAACUGAGGCGCUUGCCGUGGUGCGCGGACGCGUCGCCGCCCAAGGUCUGCUGCAACCCAUACCAUUGGAGCAUGGUGCAGAAGCCAGAGUCUCCACCGCCGCCGUACAGUCUGCAGACCUUGGAGGAGAGCUACCUACCCAUUGAAUCGUCGCCGCCGCCUCCUUACAGCUUUCAGUCGAUGGCAGAUGCCUGCUCGUCGCCUUUUGGCUAUUCGGCGACGGCCCCGGUGGUGGACUGCACCGCUGGGCCAGUCGGAGAGGCCAGCGGGGACGACGGCGAACCGUGGUGCCGCAUCGCCUACUGGGAGCUGAACGAGCGCGUGGGAGACCUGUACUCGGUGCAGCGGCCGUGGUUGCACGUCACCUUCGAUGAGUGCGCUCCCUCGUCGGCGCGCGAAGAGGCGCUCCGGCUGCACUCGCUGGCCGGGCGCUCUUCCUCCCCCGGCGCGCCGUGCAAGGAGGAGCGCGACGUGGUGCGGACUACGCGUGCCAAGAUCGGCCAGGGCCUGACCCUGCUGCAGGAGCGCGACGGCGUGUGGCUCUACAACCGCUCCCAGCACGCCGUGUUUGUGGCGUCGCCGACGCUCGACGUGCCCACGGUGCGCAACCUCACAGUAUUCAAGGUGCAGCCGGGCUACUGUCUGCGCGUCUUCGACUGGGAGCGGGCGCGCUUCUACCGCAGCAUCCCGUCGGUCUCGUGGGACGGCCCGUACGCGCCCAACGUGGCGCGCAUCUCCUUCGUCAAGGGCUGGGGCCCCAACUACGUCCGCCAGGUCGUCACCGCACUGCCCUGCUCCCUCGAACUGUUUUUUCGCACCACGCCGCCUCCGCCCAGGUGAUGGGGCUGAAAAGAAACGAAAAAAAAAAAAAGAACUCUCGUUUUCUUUGCUCGGCCCCGGCUGGACGAGAGGUUCCCGUGCAGACCGCCGUUGUCGCGGGUUGCGGGUCUGCCUGACCUCUUUUCUUUUUUAACAUUCUCGCACUGCCCCACUCCCCGUGCUUGUGUCGGCCGGACACGCGGCAGCGGCUGCGUCCCGUCGCUAUGAAGGCGGCGCGGACCCGUUCGUCGUGGCAGGGAGCGAGACCCCGGUAGGGAGAGGCUUUUUCUUUUUGUGGUCGGUUUGCGCCGAGGAAGCAGAGGGCGUGUGAAAGCUUUCUGGUUACGUGUGCGCGGGAUGUUCCUCGGGUAGGCUGAAGUGGCACCGUCUCUUUCAUUCGCUUUGUUGCUCCCCGACCAUUCAGCUGGAAACAACUGGCUUGAGGGCGAGGCACUCCAUCGCACCAGUGCGCAAGGACGCAAACGAGCGUUGCGUUUCGACUGAUUAGGCCAGGUCGUCACGUUGUACUUCUUCACAGCUGAUUGGUUGUAUUGUACCCUCACAAUUGGCCCGGUGUUCUCCGAGGCGCGCAUGUUAUGAAACCAUGUGUUAGCAGAUAGUGUAGUUUUUGCUAUCAUCAGUCAUGUGCAGUUAAGAGCUAUUGAAGCAUUCGAAAUGCACUUCUCCCAUUCUUCUAGUGUGCUUGUCAAAAAGUUGACUUUGGGUUUUGUUCUCAUAGACCUGCCAUGCUUUCAUUUGUGUAUGUACUGAGGAUCAAAAUCCGCUACAAUGAGUCGUUUGAUUUAAGCAGUUAACAGGGGCACGCUUUGCAGUCAUUGCGAUCUAACUACCAUGAUCAAUAUACAAGUAUACCAAUUGCAUACUUUUCAGCAUCAAAGCCUCACGCCUGAGAGCUUGAAAUUGAAACGUGCAGAGCACAGCUUAAUUUUGUGUAAAUGCUAUCUUGUUAACUCCCAUAGAGCACUGUAAAGGUGGACUGUUACCGACUUUAGGUGCCGCUAUGAUCAUUAAGAGUUGCUGUGUACUACCCAGUCCGUCAUUGCACAUUAUGUUGAGCUUUUCAUCUGCUACUGUGUACUCUAAUCCAUGCUCACCUGCCAAGGCACAGAGUUACGAAUAUAAAUAUGCUUAUUGGUCAUUACAAAAUGCAUUUCAAGCCCUUGAUCGACUUGUGUAGUCUUAUUCCUUGCAUUACUUGACCAAAGGGAUGUGACUUUUCAUUUCUUGUGGGGUGUUCUGGGUACGUGCUAUUUGCCAGGUUAGCAAAGAGUGGAGUACACAUAGUGUGUGCACUUAUGGAUGUCUUCAAAACAAAAAAUCCAUUGAAAUACCAUAUUGAGUACAUAAAAUAUGGCUGCAUUCACAUCAAUGUUGUAAAAGUCUCGAUUCCAUAAAGACUAGUGCCUAUUUUUCAUAUUGCAAAACGUUUUGUUCCUAUUGGCACUGUAUAGCUGUAUGUUUGUUGCUACUGUAUUUUGAAUGUACCCCUGUGCACAGGUCUCAGCAGCUAUCUUGUGCCUGCUCCAGUUAACUGUAAAAGCAAAUGUUUAGAAGCAGAAAUUGCCUGUGCCGAUGCUUCUGUUGUGUGCUCUGAAAGGACGUGCUGAAACCAGUCACAUUUAAUAGUUCUGUCCUUGCUCAAAGUGCCGACGGAAACACUUGAGCUGUUCUUUACACUAGCUUUACAGCUGUACAUGUCUUAAUUGUGACCAUUCAAGACACUGAAGUGGUUUUUAUGCUGGUGUAUUAUGCACAUUUAGUGUGUUUUUCAAAAUCUGUUAAAGUUGAGUAUUGCUACUGUAAACUGUUUGCCUAGGCAAGUGCUGAGGCCAUCUCUUCCCAUGAUUUGACAGUUCUUCCGUCAGCUGGAUGACUGCAUGUUGCUUGCGUAGGAGCAUCGAUCGCUAGCAUGAUGGAAUUAAUUUAACUUGCCUGGCACUGCAAAGUGCAUUGAAAUUGCAAACAAUUUUUUACCAUGUUACAAAAUUCGGCAACAUUCCUUGUCUUGGGAUUUAUUUAGCUGUAUAUUCUGUCAAGUUAUGUGCUUGAAUAUCAUCUUUUCUAACCAUUUCAGUGUCUUUCAGAAAAUCACUAAAAUAAUACUGUUGGUUUCCAUGCAAAAUGUGCCAGACUUGUGCUGUAAGUUUAUGUCAAUGCCCCUCCCUCUCUUUCAUUAGCUGAUAUGGUCGAGAUGCUUGCAAAGAUGAAUAUAGCGCUUGAUGGUGUAGUCUAUGAUAACCGGUGUCAAGUUUGUGCAACAUGUGUGGACCGAAGAAUCUGUGAGGCAGGUAGAAAGUGCAGCCUGUUGCACUGUCACGUGUAGCCUAUAUUCUGCUUGGUGAAAUGCUGGGGAAGAUCAUUUGUGAGGUGUUAACCUUGAUGAGAGGAAGCACUAUGCCAUUCUUAUAACAUUUCUGUUCUCUUAAAAGAGGACGAGUCUGUUGUUCCGGAGUGCAAAAGGUACUAGCUUGCCCGAAGCAGCUUCUUCCUUCAUGCGAGUCAGCUUAUUUAUUACCGUGGUUCCCGCUGAGUAGGGAAGAAAGGACUGCCUGCUAUGCCUUUAUAUAUAUAUACAUAUAUAUAUAUAUAUAUAUAUAUAUAUAUAUAUAUAUAUAUAUAUAUAUAUAUAUAUAUAUAUAUAUGCUUGUGAUGUCUCAGCACAGCCUCCUUUUCCCAUUUAACCCUGCUCUCAUUUCUCUAAAGCCUCUCCUGAAAGGAAAAGAACGGAGUACAAAUUGCUUGUUGCAUUCUCUUUGGUGUGUCUGUAUCCGCUUUGCUGCAACUCGGUAUCUUUGCAAGCAGCUGCGUGUUGAGCAUGUGGACACUGUGUAGUGUGUUAAUUUGUUGAGAACUCGUGCUGUUUACUGUAUCUAGUUAUAUUUUAAUAUUAUAAUGGUAAGCAUGAAGAAUGGAGUUACUUAAAUCAGAUGCGUGUUGUUUGAGUCAUCUUCAUUUUUCAAGCUCUCAGACUCGCCCGCCUGUGCUCAUUCUUCUCAUAAACCGGUGUCCAGCCUGAGAGAUAUGUUUAUUGUAGAACAGAUGUUUGCUUCCUAAAAAGCUUCGAGUCACCUGUGCAUUUCUUUUCUACUUGUUCUUAAUCAGGUCAUCACAAUAACUCCUUUCUUGUGGCACAGCACAGCCUUUAGGACUAGGGUUAGCACUUGAUGCCCCAAUGCUUGUCUCUUGCACUGUCCAAAUUGACUUGGCUCUCUACAGACCCCCUCCCCCCCACAGUCAAACCUUGCUUCAGGUGGAGGCAUAUUUAUCUCGUAGGUGCAUUUGUAGAAGCUUUGGUUGCGUCUCCUGUUCCUUUGAAGGGUCAAGACGAGUGUUCCACAUUUUCCUUGCCACUCUUAUCACUGUUCAUUUGUCAUGACUUUCCUCUGAGCUUAGACUGGCAGCUUUGCUGAGUUGCUUAGCACUUACCUUGGCCAGAACAGCAAAAUACAGCCUUCACACUAUUUUCAAAAGUAGCUAAACAAGUGCUCUUGGUGCUGUUGCAGUUUAUAUUGCUUCCUUUGAAUUCUGACCAGACAACCUGAGAAAAGAUGCUUCAGUUGCCCCAAGGCGCUUUGUUGAUAAUUUGCUUUGAAAUGCAUGCAAAUGCUUCCGUGUAGCUCAUACACAUGUUGCACAUGGCAUCUUCGAUAAAUCUGUAUGAAAGGAAGUGCGUGAAUGAGUCCAACAUGCUUUAAUGUGUGUUGUUAGUGUUUAAUGUUGAUUGCUAUGCUUUGUCUUCUCACUCAUCGCAACUUUUACCUUUUCUUCUAAAGUACGGUAUCUUGACCAAGCCCACCUGUCAUUGUGUAGGAAUGUGAUGUGCCUUUUAUUGUUUCCUCUAACAUCUUGUGGGAGCUUGCUUUUUCCCAAUUGACAGCUUGAAAGCAUGAUUGCUAAGCUUUGGGUACACGUUUGUCCACCUCACCGAACUUUGUGGGGAAAUGUCUCGUUCUCUAGAACUGUGCAUAGUGGGUGUCCAGCCUGGUUUGCCUUCCUGACCGCGCAAACGUGGCCCUCCGUGUAUGCAGCUCAUGUCUUCCAUAUUGGGCAGACCCUAUCCUUCUAGCAGGGGAGGGCCUAGCCCCUUUCUUCGUCACACAUCUCACAUUUUUCACUCCUGCGUCACCAUGUGGCCUCCGUAUGUAACCUUUCCCCAUUUAGCUUUCUAUGCUUUCUAUGGAGGCCUUGCUGCAAGCGAGGGCACUGAGCUUCUACCAACGCUGUGCUCAGCAGGUCUGGAGUUGUGCGGUUGCUCUGCCACUUUACCUGCCCAUGGAACUCGGCAUUAAACUCUUGUGAGGGAGAGAUGGAGUUUUUAUUGGUGGCGCCUCCUGUGGCACUUUUCUUUUUAGCAGUCAAGUAGGCUUUGCGAGUUAAAACAGGGUUGGGCUGAAAAGCCAUUUUUAGGGCACCUUGUCAUGUUGCACUCCUCUUCUCUAGCUUGUUGUGUCUGUUUAUUCUUUCUUCCUCUCGUUUUUACUUAUGAAAGAACACACAAAGAAGUGCCAAAAUCUGUAGCAGCAAUGUCGUCGUCUGCGUCUCUUGUUAGGGCUCAGGUUGGGGAGAAAUGCAGGGAAACUGAGGAUGCUGUAGCAUCUUUCGUUGGGGUGAAAACACUUAUCACAUCUGCUGCCGUGGCUACAGCUUUGUUAGCAGGCCAAGGCCUUAGUGCCUCACUGCAUCUCUUUCAUGUCUGUUGCAUGCUAAGCAAACCUGUGAAUGUUUUCAGCAAAAGCGCAUUCUUGUGGUACAUGCACGUGCAAAUCACUCUGAAAAGAAAAACUAUUCCAUCCACUCUUUGGUAACAGAAAGAUUAUAUAAGUAUAUACAUAUAUAUAUAUAUAUAAAUAUAUAUAACUGAUGUGUGAACAUCAUGUUACGCAGCUAUAGAAGCUAGGCGAAGCCUGCAGAAAGUGCCUGGUCGGUUGGGGAGCUGGGGGAGAUUGUGUAAUCCGUACACUGUUGUUGAGCGUGUGUGUAUAGAUGCACUUUCUUUUAGAUAAGUAGUCUUCUUUCCCCUUAGAGUAGCCAAACGACUUUGUGCUGCCCUUUCUUACUUCAGAUGCAUGUGUCGAUAUCUGUGUCUCCAAGAAGCAUAUGAAAAACUUUUCUACGCGUGGUAUGGAAGUGACAAUCCAAUACCAUUCUGCCUGCCUCAAUGCCUUACGAAUACUGUGAACUAGAAGCAAAUGUACGAAAAAGCAGUGUGUGCGUGCAUGUGUGUUUUAAUAAGUUUGCUCAAGCGUCCUAGACUGUGCUGUAUUAUAUGUUGUUUCAUUGUAUUGGAGUGUGGAGGCACGAUGAGAAUGACUUAACGAAAGCUUUCCUUUUUCCCAUGCAUUUUUGUACAUAUGUAAAGUGUAAAUAAUGCGUUUUUUUUUAAUAGUAGGUAUGUGUUUUUCCCCUUGUGACCGGUUCCGCUGUCAAAUGCGUGGCUUUGUACAAAUUCUGUCAGAAGUGUACAAAAUGAAAAAAAGAUACUUUAUACUGUAAUAAAGGUACAGGUAUCCUA